UCCUCAGUUCACCUCUUGUUUUGCCCACAGUAUCAGUACUGUGUAAGCUUCACCUCAAAGCUUGCCUAGAUUCUUUCACCAUCAUCGAGCAUUGUCCUGAAAAGAAGAAACAAAACUCUCUGGAAGCUUCUAGAUAACCCUAGCGAGACUGUUUCCUUCGAAGUGAGAGACACAAUCUGAAUCUCAAUCUGCAACGAAGUUCCAAUGGCAUUUUGGUGGCCCUUAAUCGUUCUAGCGAUCGCUUUUGCCAUCUGCAAGUUCCUUCUCAUUCUCAUUCCUCCCAAGGUUCCUUCCAUCGAUGUUGACGCUUCCGAUGUGUUGGACGUUGGAAACCAAGAGCAGGAGAAUAGCUUCAUAUAUGUGCCUCCAAGGGGAACGGCGCAGCAAUCAAGCAAGAAAGUUCAGUGUUAUGAGCCUGCUACCAUGAAAUAUUUGGGAUAUGUUCCUGCAUUGACGCCGGAUGAGGUAAGGGAGCAAGUGGAGAAAGUACGGAAGGCUCAAAAGAUGUGGGCAAAGACCAGCUUCAGGCAAAGACGCCAGUUUUUACGUAUACUUUUGAAGUAUAUAAUUAAACAUCAAGCACUUAUAUGCGAAAUAUCUUCGCGUGAUACUGGAAAGACAAUGGUAGAUGCCUCAUUAGGAGAAAUAAUGACAACAUGUGAGAAGAUCAAUUGGCUACUGUCAGAGGGUGAGCAUUGGCUAAAGCCUGAGUACCGAUCCUCUGGAAGAUCAAUGUUCCAUAAGAGAGCCAGAGUAGAAUUUCAUCCCCUUGGUGUUAUUGGUGCCAUUGUGUCGUGGAACUAUCCUUUCCACAAUAUUUUUAACCCUAUGCUGGCAGCAGUUUUUUCUGGAAAUGGCAUUGUGAUUAAGAUAUCGGAAUAUGCAAGUUGGUCUGGGUGCUUUUACUUCCGAAUCAUUCAAUCAGCCCUUGCUGCCAUAGGAGCUCCUGAGGACCUUGUUGAGGUGAUAACAGGGUUUGCUGAAACAGGAGAAGCACUGGUAUCUUCUGUUGAUAAAGUCAUUUUUGUAGGAUCCCCUGGGGUUGGUAAGAUGAUAAUGAGAAAUGCUGCUGACACACUUAUACCAGUUACCCUUGAACUUGGUGGAAAAGAUGCAUUUAUAGUUUGCGAAGAUGUAGAUGUGGACCAUGUUGCUCAAAUUGCUGUCAGGGCUGUUCUUCAGUCAAGUGGGCAGAACUGUGCUGGUGCUGAACGAUUUUAUGUCCACAGGAACAUUUAUUCAGUCUUUGUCAGUAAAGUUACCAAGAUUAUAAAAUCUGUUACAGCUGGGCCCCCGCUUGCUGGAAAGUAUGAUAUGGGAGCUUUAUGUAUGCAUGAGCAUUCUGAAAACCUUGAGAGCAUUAUAAAUGAUGCUUUAGACAAAGGAGCUGAAAUUGUUGCACGUGGAAGUUUUGGACAUAUAGGUGAAGAUGCAGUUGAUCAGUAUUUUCCCCCUACGGUGAUUGUGAAUGUCAAUCACUCAAUGAGAUUGAUGCAAGAGGAGGCAUUUGGACCAAUCAUGCCAAUAAUGAAAUUUAGCUCUGAUGAAGAGGCUGUCAGGCUUGCAAAUGACUCAAAAUAUGGGCUUGGCUCUGCUGUUUUCUCAGGCAGCCAGAGCCGUGCUAGAGAGAUAGCUUCCAAGAUACAUUGUGGGGUUGUCGCAGUUAAUGAUUUUGCAGCAACAUACAUGUGUCAGUCCCUGCCAUUUGGGGGCGUGAAACACAGUGGAUUUGGACGAUUUGGUGGUGUUGAAGGCUUGCGAGCAUGUUGCCUUGUAAAAUCUGUGGUUGAAGAUAGAUGGUGGCCAUUCAUCAAAACAAAGAUACCGAAGCAUAUUCAGUAUCCUGUCGCAGAAAAUGGAUUCGAGUUUCAGGAGUCGCUUGUUGAAGCACUAUACGGGCUCAGCAUAUGGGACCGUUUGCAAGCAUUGGUUAACGUUCUGAAAAUGCUUACUGAGCAUAACGCUACCAGUCGCAGCAGAAAGAAGCAACUUGACUAAUCAUGUCAGGGAGGGUAACAUGCCAAAUAGUUCCUAUUCAUAUCAUCAUAUUCAAAUAAUUGACGGCUUUCGGUUUGUCAUUUAUCUCCAACUUAAUUUGUGGUAGCCGUUAUUCCUGCCGCUUUUGCAGCGAUAAUUCAAGGACGAU
Abrus precatorius (Indian licorice) is the source of this 2146-nucleotide messenger RNA. Its product is annotated as aldehyde dehydrogenase 22A1. The record is from RefSeq and is a predicted model, not a curated record. The transcript has 14 exons. Gene Ontology annotation, biological process: aldehyde metabolic process. NCBI's taxonomy places the organism in Eukaryota, Viridiplantae, Streptophyta, Magnoliopsida, Fabales, Fabaceae. Gene Ontology annotation, molecular function: aldehyde dehydrogenase (NAD+) activity. The coding region runs from base 205 to 1998 and encodes 597 amino acids.